Messenger RNA from Zingiber officinale, 1860 nucleotides. Its product is annotated as protein NRT1/ PTR FAMILY 5.10-like. The transcript is spliced from 4 exons. Lineage: Eukaryota; Viridiplantae; Streptophyta; Magnoliopsida; Zingiberales; Zingiberaceae. The coding region runs from base 36 to 1706 and encodes 556 amino acids. Gene Ontology annotation, cellular component: membrane. The record is from RefSeq and is a predicted model, not a curated record. Gene Ontology annotation, molecular function: transmembrane transporter activity. Gene Ontology annotation, biological process: oligopeptide transport; transmembrane transport.
GCCGUAAUUCGUAAAACAGAUCAUAUCUUCGAAACAUGAACGACAGCGAAUCUGCAGCGCCACCUGAUCCCCGACACCGCAGCGGCAGUAGUCCUGUCUACGGCGCCGUCGACCACCGUGGACGCCCCGUCGCGCGGAGGUCCUCCGGCCAGUGGACGUCCGCCUUCUUCAUCAUAGGAAUGGAGACGGCGGAGCGGUCGGCCUAUUACGGCGUCUCCUCUAAUCUGAUUAACUACCUGUCGGGGCCGCUCCGGGAGAAGACGGCCGUGGCGGCGGCCGCCGUGAACACUUGGGCGGGGGUGACGUCGGCGCUGCCGGUGGUGGCAGCCUUCCUUGCUGACGCUUAUCUGGGCCGGUACUGGACCAUCGUCGUCGCCUCCAUCCUCUACGUCCUGGGAUUAGGCUUGUUGACACUGUCUUCUGUUCUUCCAACCUUCCACCCACUGGAAUGCAACAUAGACUCUACGCUCUGCUCCCCCAGCAAGCUACAGCUCGCUCUGUUCUACUUCUCCCUGUACCUUGUGGCAGUCGCACAGGCCGGCCAGAAGCCCUGCCUCCAGGCAUUCGGCGCCGACCAGUUCGACGAUAACGACCCCGAGGAGUGCAAUCUCAAGAGCUCCUUCUUCAACUGGUGGACUUUCUGCUUGAUUGCCGGCUCCACCAUCGCCACCAUCUGCCUCAAUUAUGUCCAAGAUAAUGUCAGCUGGGUCGUAGGAUUUGGGGUAUCAUGGGUGUUCAUGGCACUUGGUCUUCUCAUCUUCUUGCUGGGCACCGGCACGUAUAGGUUUUAUAACGUUGGGCACGGCAAGAACCCCGUCUCUGGAGCAUCUAAAGCAUUGUUCACUCUGUUCAAAAAAUGGCAGGUUGGUUCAGAGCAAGAAGAAUCAAGACAGGCUUUACUUAGCAAGGCACCUGAUCUAGCCAAUGAAGCAGACAGCACGGCCAACAAUGUCGAUGGUGAAGAGGCCAAGGGACUGUUUCGGUUGUUUCCCAUAUGGGCGUCCUGCUUAAUCUACGCCGUCGUCCUUUCUCAGGCAUCAACCUUCUUCACCAAACAAGGCAGCACCAUGGACAGGAGACUGGGAAGCAAAUUCCAAGUCCCGUCGGCAUCGCUGCAGUGCUUCAUCGGCAUCUCUGCCAUCGCCUUCAUCCCGGUCUACGACCGCCUCCUCGUGCCGCUCGCUCGAAGAUUCACCGGCGAACCGAGCGGGAUCACCAUGCUGCAGCGCAUCGGCACGGGAGUCGCGCUCUCCGUCGUCGUCAUGCUCGUCGCUGCAUUCGUCGAGAUGAAGAGGCUGAGGACCUGCAGAGAGAUGGGGCUGGUGGACUUGCCGGACGAGGUGAUCCCCAUGAGCAUGUGGUGGCUGAUGCCGCAGAACGUGUUGUGCGGAAUUGCCAAUGUCUUCACCGUCGUCGGCCUUCAGGAGUUCUUCUAUGACCAGGUGCCCGAGGCAUUCAGAAGCCUGGGCCUCGCGUUCUGCCUCAGCAUCUUUGGCGUUGGAAACUUCAUAAGCGGCUUCAUUGUGUCAGCAAUCAACCUCAUUACCAGCAGCCAGGGAGGGAGCUGGUUCCCUGAUAACCUCAACAGGGCACAUCUUGAUUACUUCUACCUGCUCCUUGCAGGCCUCAGUGCCGUAGAGCUGCUCAUCUUCCUUUGCUCUGCACAAUUUUAUGUCUACAAGACGAAGGGCAAUCCAGCGAUGUAAAUAUCUGUCCUGGAGAAGUAAUUGUCUCACAGACUUAAUCAUGUUCGUUUGGUCCUUGUCAGAUGUUUAAAUGGAUGCUCUGGUCGAACGUGUCUCUUUGAUGGAAUUUAAACAAACAUCUUGUAGCCGUUGCAAUAAUGCAGUUCCAAAGGUC